Messenger RNA from Xenopus laevis (African clawed frog), 2061 nucleotides. RefSeq lists its product as uncharacterized. The transcript has 4 exons. NCBI's taxonomy places the organism in Eukaryota, Metazoa, Chordata, Amphibia, Anura, Pipidae. The record is from RefSeq and is a predicted model, not a curated record. The coding region runs from base 140 to 901 and encodes 253 amino acids.
UGACACUUCCGUCGUGGCCGGUAGAUGGCGGCAAACUCUGGCGCCCGUGUUGUGCUUCCUGGUCUGUUCCUGGCAGACACGCACUGGAUUUGAAUGGUGCGGGCUGAGUUCCUGGGGCAGGUCGGGCGGUGGGAAGAGCAUGGCGACUCCUGAACUACCCUGUGACACCCUGGAGCAGAGAAAGCACGAGGGGCAGAAUCUCUACUACCAGAUCUACGUGAGGAAGAUGCAGGAGCUGCCACCAGACGUGCACAGGUUCUGCGACCCCGAGUUGUCCGCCCCCCGCAGGAAGGAGCUGUUGCACUUACUCAGGAGCCUGGAGGAGGGGUCGAGCUGUCAGCGGCUGCAGAUUCUCUUCUCCUUCUCUGUGCCCUGUCCCAAAGUGCUGGAGCUGAUCUGUGCCCUGCGGGUGCCCCUGGUGUCUGCUGGAGCUGGCACUGGAUACUGGGAGUUUUUGCUGCAGAGUCGUGGCCUUGAUGUGGUGGCAUUUGACCAAAACAACAUUUUCCCACCAGAAAUGCGCUACACGGAGAUCAUGACUGCAGGGCCUGAGAUCCUUGAGCUGUUCCCAGACAGAGCUCUGCUCCUGGCAUGGCCUGAUGCAGAUGAGUCGUCCAACUUUUCCCGUGACUGCCUGACCUACUACAGGGGUAAAAUGGUAUUCCAUGUUGGUGAACUUCUGGGAGAGACCGUUUCCUCAAAUCCAUGGGGUCAGUCAUCUUCGCGUGACUUCCAGCUUGGCCUUGCAGAGGAGUUUUGCUGCGUGAAGAGGCUACAGUUACCCAACUGGCCCGGCCAAGUGGAUUCAUUCACCGUAUGGAAGAGGAAAAAUCCCCAGUUGGUGCUGUGUGAUGGCGCUCAUUUCCAGUAUGUGGAUACACGACUAGAGGAAGUUCAGUAGUUGUAACACUCUUGAUAUGCUUCCAGAGACAGAUCACUUAUCAUAAGAGAGGUCCAAGGACAUGGCAUGAAAACAUUCAGCCCCACUACUGUAAUCCCAUUCAUGAAUGGAUCUUCUAUUAUUGAAUGUGUUUGUACUAUGCAGACUGUUGCUGUGGAGUCCAUGUACCAGUGUUACCAGCAGUAGCUUAUUGCAGGAAUUCUACCCUCUUGUGCUGGAAACCAGCAGAUUCAUGUGUUUGCAGAACCAAUAUUUAUAUGUUGGACUUUUUGAUAACAAAAUGUUCAAUGCUGGAUAUUUGUGAGAAUUUGUAAUUUUGUUCUUGUCUAUGAACUUGGAUCGCUUCAUACAGCUUAACCUUUUUGAGUGUGCACAUGGUGCUCCAAAUGCUUGCAUGGUCCCUACAGAGUCGUGCAACUUUUCCUGUGACUGCCUUACUUACUACAGGGGUAAAAUGAUAUUCCAUGUUGGUGAACUUCUGGGAGAGACCGUUUUCUCUAAUCCAUGGGGUCAGUGAUUGUCGUGUGACUUGCAGAGGAGUUUUUUUGCAUGAAGAGACUACAGCUACCCAACUGGCUUGGCUCCGUAUGGAAGAGGAAGGGUCCUCAGUCGGUGCUGUGUAUAUGAUGAUACACGACUAGAGGAAGCCCAGUAGUUGUAAAACCCUAAACCAUCUUGACAUGCUUCCAGAGAACACUUUCCACAAGAGAGGUCCAAGCACAUGGCAUGAUAACCUUCUGCCCCACCACUGUAUUCCCAUUUGUAAAUGGAUCUUCUGCUAAAGAAUGUGUUUGUACUAUGCAGACUGUUGCUGUGGAGUCCAUGUACCAGUGUUACCAGCAGUAGCUUAUUGCAGGAAUUAUUUUCUCUUGUGCUGGAAACCAACAAGUUCAUGUGUUUGCAGAACCAAUAUUUCUAUUUUGGACUCCCUGAUAACAAAAUGCUUGAUGCUGGAUAUUUGUAAGAAUAUAGCACAGUUGCUUUUGUACUUGUCACACAGAUAACUUUGUACAGCUUGACAUUUUGUGCAAAUGGUGCUCGAAAUACUUGCAUGGCCUAAAUACAUAUCAGCACAAAUGUGGGGUGAGGCGGCCACAGAACCGCCCAUUGGGAUGUAAACCCCAAAAAAAUGUAUUUUGCCUAAUAAAAGAAAAUUCUAA